This is a messenger RNA of Clonostachys rhizophaga, 1319 nucleotides long. The record is from the annotation of a GenBank genome assembly. Lineage: Eukaryota; Fungi; Ascomycota; Sordariomycetes; Hypocreales; Bionectriaceae.
AUGACGCCGAUAAGAGCACCUCUAGAGGAUAGUGGCUCCCUCGACGAGUACGUGAGGUUCGACGUCACGCCAGCGAUUGGCACUGAGUUUCGCGAUCUGCAGCUCGCAGACAUCCUCAACGAGGAUGAAAAGCUCAGGGACUUAGCAAUACUUGGUAAGUUUUUGGAUAUAUUCGGAGGCACUACAUGCGGUCACUCAGACAUAUUCUAGUAUCAGAGAGGGGAGUGGUUUUCUUCAGGGCUCAACAUAUUACCAUUGACCAGCAAAAGUCCUUGGCAACAAAGCUUGGAGAGCUCAGCGGCAAACCAAACACUUCUAAGGUGUGUUCAUUCCUCCAUCUAUAAUGUACUGGGCUAAAUGUACAGCUUCAUAAACACAUCCUCCACAACCGAAAUGCCGGAAUUUCCGUAGACGGGGGUGGCAGAUUCGACGACGAGAUUUCCGUGAUCUCUUCAGAGGUAUUUUCAGCCGUUGUUUCGUUUCUAGCGAGCUGCAAGCUAAAGGAGCUCCAGAACAUGCGCAAAUUCCGCCCUGAGAAAUUUGGUCCAUUACGGGGUCUCGCGAGUGAGGGAUGGCACUCAGAGUAUUAUCCCUCCAACCUUUUCGCCUUGAAUUGACGCUGACUGCAACCCCAGCAUGUCUUACGAGAGAGUGCCAUCAGACUACGCAGUCCUUCAGAUUACCACUCGUCCCGAGGAUGGGAGUGGCGGGGACACCCUCUGGGCCUCGGGAUACGAGGCAUAUGAUCGACUCUCGCCGCCCAUGCGAUGCUUGAUGGACGGACUGAAGACGUUCCAUGACUCGGUUCGUAUUUCGUAUACCUCUGGAACUGGUCCCGACCGUAGCUAAUAUGAAAAGUCAAGGCUGAUUUGGCUGAAAUUGCCGCAACUAACGGUACAGAACUGACUACAGACCGAGGUGCCCCCGAGAAUACAGGACUCGAUUUCCAAGCUACCCAGUGGGCAUAAUCCUUGUUAAUUUCGCUUUGAACAUUGAUUCAGUAAGCUGACAACCUCAUAGCCCGGUUGUGCGAACAAAUCCGAUCACAGGCUGGAGAAGUAUCUUCGGAGCAGGGCCAUCUGCGAGGAGAGGCUACAUUCAGGGAGUCUCAAAGCCUGAGAGCCAAAUCCUCACCAAAUACUGUACGUCUUCUCAUUAUCAUGUUCGACUCGUGACGAUAUGACUCACAACAGCCGUAAACAGUGCAACAACUCAUUUCCGAAAAUCACGAUUUACAGGUUCGCUUCACGUGGGGAGAGAAUGAUGUAGCAGUUUGGGAUAAGUACGUUACCUCACAAGCCGCCAUUGUUGCCGACUAG